GGGCAUCGUUUAUACGCCAUCGGGGUCAAAGUUCAGUUCGCCUCUCAAAAUGGCGGCUGAACCAACACGGGAGUGGACUGAUGAGCAGCUGAAAAGUGAUGAUUUUUCCAAAAAAGACAUUAUACAGUUUAUUCAGGAUAAUGCAACCCAUUCGUUCCUCAACGAGCACAAGUUGCUGGGAAACAUGAAAAACGUUGCAAAAACAGCGAAGAAAGAACAACUGGUCAUUGCCUACAAUCAGCUGUUUGAGAGCAAAAGUUUUAAAGGCACGGAACCGGUAGAGAACGUGACUGAACAGAUAAAAGCUGUGAAAAUCGAAGAGAAGCCCCAAGAAGUCAAAGCAGAAGUUGUGGAUGAGGGUCCACCCAAGUACACAAAGUCGGUGCUGAAGAAAGGCGACAAGACCAACUUCCCAAAGAAAGGGGACACUGUGAGCUGUUGGUACACUGGUACCCUGGAAGACGGCACUGUAUUUGACACCAAUAUUCCCACAGCUGCCAGAAAGAAGAAGCAAGCAAAACCACUGAGCUUCAAAGUUGGCAUGGGCAAAGUCAUCAAAGGAUGGGACAUGGCCCUGCUAACAAUGAGCAAGGGUGAAACCGCUCGGUUGGAGAUAGAACCAGAGUGGGCCUACGGAAAGAAAGGAGUCCCAGAGUCGAAAAUUCCUCCGAAUGCAAAACUGAUUUUUGAAGUUGAACUGGUGUCUGUGGAUUAACAAAGAUGCUGGUUAGCAAGUAUCAUUACAAAGAACACCUUGCUGUAAAUAAAGUUAGGAUAUAAGGUUCUUUUCUUUUUCAGUGACACAUCAAGACAAUGACACCGUUACAAUGUUUGGACUAGAAUGGGCCUGUCAGUAUUGUAUAACCCAGUAAUUUUGAUCUUUGCAUGUACAGAGACAAAUAAAGCCAUAUCAGUUCUCCUCUAAA
This is a messenger RNA of Betta splendens (Siamese fighting fish), 926 nucleotides long. It is a transcript of the gene fkbp3, whose product is annotated as FKBP prolyl isomerase 3. The record is from RefSeq and is a predicted model, not a curated record. Bases 50 to 715 code for a protein of 221 amino acids. The transcript has 7 exons. Lineage: Eukaryota; Metazoa; Chordata; Actinopteri; Anabantiformes; Osphronemidae. Gene Ontology annotation, molecular function: peptidyl-prolyl cis-trans isomerase activity.